Molecule: messenger RNA, 1089 nt
Organism: Klebsormidium nitens
Lineage: Eukaryota; Viridiplantae; Streptophyta; Klebsormidiophyceae; Klebsormidiales; Klebsormidiaceae
Source: the annotation of a GenBank genome assembly
AUGGGACGCGGGGCCGAUUUGCGGAACGCGUUCUACGAUUGCCGCCCCACGCUCGCGCUGCUCCCCAACUUCCUCGCGUUCUGGAUCCUCCAAACCCCGUGCUACCUUCUUACCUGGCUCUACACGCUGCUGACGCUCCCUUUCGCGCUGGCGACUUAUCAUAAGCCGGACGACACGGACAUCAUAGCGUAUGUGGAGGGCACAAGCAUCGCGUCGCUGGCGCGCGUCGUACCGGGCAGCCGGGGCAAGAGGCUGAUGUGCGUGGAAGUGAAAGGCGCGAGUUUGACGGUCUCGGGGCGGGUGCUGGAGAGCUGGACUUUGCUGUAUGACAAGGAUGAGAACCGCGUCAUCACUUUUACGCGCAACGGCGCUGACGUCACCAGCCGCGAGCAGAUAUACGCCACCCUCCACGUGUACCACGUGACUGCCUUCCACGGAAAGUCGCACGCGGGCUCGAACCGCCUCGUCAAGACUCUCCUGGCCGCCAAUUACCGCCCACUUCUACCGGAGGCGGCUUACGGCACUUUGCCGCUGAAUUGGCACCUGCUGUACACCGUUUUCAGCCCGGCGGCCGCUAACCGGGCGGUUAACGGGCCGAUGCUGUACGGAAUGCCCGUCGAGAUAGAGUCGUUAGUGACGGACGCGUGUGAUGAGAUCUUCCUGCACCAGCACCAGACCGCCGCACCGUGCGCGUUCUCCGCGGUCAACUCGCGCUUCACGCGCUUCCUCUUCGCGUCGCGCGGCGCGCUGCGCGCGGCCAUGGAGCGCCACGUCAUCGACCGGGAGCUGGUCCCCUUCGAAACGUUCUGGCUGCACACGGUCAUGCAUUCCCUGGAUCACUACUGCACCCACAAGCUGACCCAAAACCUGCUCUUCCCGCUUGACACGUGGCGGGACGGUGACGCGUACCAGUACGCGCGCAGGAUCAUGUUCGGGGAGAUGUUUGUGGCGCCGUUACUCAACGUGUUUGCGGAUAACCGCAUACGCGCGCUGCGCGCGCGCAAGCCGUUCUGGGGCGAUCUGUACCGGGCGUUGAGCGGUCUGGACCGGGAGUACGCGGAUCAGGUGACGGCCAGCAUUAUGUAUUAG